AUGGGCAAAGUCGAACAGUACAACUGGAAAGGCAACUUUGACAUAAAUAUUCGCAUAUUGAGAAAAAUGGGUUUAUGGCCAGAGGGCGAAGGAACUUAUAAACCAGGUUUCUACAUGCUUUAUUCCGCAUUCAUGGUAACUUUGUUCCCCACGUGCCACAUUUUAUCAGAACUAGCAGAUAUUUACUUCGUUCUUGACGAUCUGGAAACAGUGGUUGGAAUAAUAUACAUAACGCUCAUCGAAAUCAUGGCACUGAUUAAAGUUUAUUUCGUCAUAACGAGAAUGAAGAUCAUUAAAGAACGCAUGGAAAAUUUGAAAGCUGACUGGUUUCAGCCGAAAGAUCGACAACAAACGUUGAUGAUUGAACCCAGUAUCACUUUCUGGAAACUUGUGUAUAAAAUGUUUAUUGUUGCUUGUUUAGGCUGCAACUUUUUUUGGUUGAUACCUCUUGUGAUACAGCAAAGUGAAGAGAAAACUUUGCCUUUUUUAGCUUGGUAUCCGAUUGACUGCAGCGAGUCACCAUAUUUUGAAAUAGCGUAUAUUUAUCAACUAUCCAGUACCGUUUAUUGUACACUAGUUCAGACAAAUGUGGAUACGUUGAUAUCUGGUUUCAAUGUGUAUAUUGGGUGUCAGUUGGAUAUGUUGAGUGACAAUCUGAGACGUAUUGCAAUGGCGGAAAAUUAUGACAAUGCUGGAGACAAUUUGAUAAAAUGUAUCAUCUAUCACAAACAAAUUUUGAGUUUUGUUGAUGGUUGCAAUAAGUUCUUCAACAUUAUUCUUUUCUGGCAUUUGAUAAUCAGUGGCGUCGCAAUUGGGAUAACGAUGUUUCAGCUAACUUUAGUUAAACCAAUGUCCAGCGAAUUUUUUUCAGUACUGUGGUAUGGUCUUGCAAUACUUGUGCAAAUAUUUAUGUACUGCUGGUUUGGCAAUGAAGUAGAGGUUAAGUUUUUCAUAUCUUUGUUUGAUAUUUAUUAUCAACUAACGCCAAUCAUGGAUAAAGUCCACUACGACUGGAAAAGUACCAUUAACAUGAACAUUCAAAUCAUGAAACUGAUGGGCUUGUGGCCAAACGGAGACAAAAUUUACAAAUCAGGUUUCUAUACGUUAUAUUGUGGUCUCGUGGUCAUGCUUUUCGUUGCAUGCCACAUUUCUGCACAAGUUAUCAACAUUUACUUCGUCCGCGACAAUUUAGAAUCCGUCGUCGGAAUCAUUUACAUAAUUCUGAUAGAAUUUAUGGCAAUUUGCAAAGUUUUCUACGUGAUAAAGAACAUGGAAAUUCUCAAGGGGCGAAUCACUGUUUUGAAAAGCGAUUGGUUUCAACCGAGGAAUCACAGUCAAACGGUUUUGAUAGAACCGAGUAUCAAGUUUUGGAAAUCUAUUUACAAAAUGUUGUUAGUUAUGUGUCUGGCGUGUAACACGUUCUGGAUGAUUUAUCCACUUCUGGAUGCGUCUGGGGAAGAGAAACGUUUACCAUUUCUGGCGUGGUAUCCAUAUGAUUAUAGAAUCUCACCUUUCUACGAAAUUACGUAUUGUUUCCAAGUGGUUAGUACAAGUUACUUGACUUUGAUUCAUAUCAAUGUUGAUACUCUUAUAUCUGGUUUUAAUGUAUAUACGAGAUGUCAGUUUGAUAUAUUGAGUGAUAACUUAAGAAAUAUUAGCAGCAUAUCAAACGACGUUAAUAAGAGUUUGAUAAAGUGUGUUUUGCAUCAUAAGCGAAUUUUAAGUUUUGUGGAAGGUUGUAGCGAAUUUUCUAACUGGAUUCUUUUCUGGCACUUGAUUAUGAGUGGCGUAUCCAUUGGAAUAACGAUGUUUCAGUUAACUUUGGUGGUGCCAUUUUCUAACGAAUUCUAUUCGCUUCUUUCGUAUGGACUUGCCAUUACUAUCCAGAUUUUUAUGUACUGUUGGUUUGGAAACGAGGUAGAAGUGAGGAGCAAUUUGGUUUCCUAUGCAGCAUUUGAGUCGGACUGGAUUGAAUUGCCUGAAGAUGUUAAAAAGAAUUUAUUAAUUUUUACUAUGAAAGUAAUUAAGCCGAUCAAGAUAUCCGCUUUCAAUGUUUUUUACCUUUCUUUAGAUACAUUUAUGAGAAUUCUCAAAACAGCCUGGUCUUAUUUUGCUCUUCUAUACCAACUUAGUUCGAGAAAUGAAUAA
Messenger RNA from Zophobas morio, 2148 nucleotides. RefSeq names its product odorant receptor Or1-like. The record is from RefSeq and is a predicted model, not a curated record. NCBI's taxonomy places the organism in Eukaryota, Metazoa, Arthropoda, Insecta, Coleoptera, Tenebrionidae. Gene Ontology annotation, molecular function: olfactory receptor activity; odorant binding. Gene Ontology annotation, biological process: sensory perception of smell; detection of chemical stimulus involved in sensory perception of smell. The transcript is spliced from 8 exons. Gene Ontology annotation, cellular component: plasma membrane. The coding region runs from base 1 to 2148 and encodes 715 amino acids.